Messenger RNA from Planococcus citri (citrus mealybug), 1044 nucleotides. RefSeq names its product keratin, type I cytoskeletal 9-like. The transcript has 5 exons. Gene Ontology annotation, molecular function: oxidoreductase activity, acting on a sulfur group of donors, disulfide as acceptor. Bases 1 to 1044 code for a protein of 347 amino acids. Lineage: Eukaryota; Metazoa; Arthropoda; Insecta; Hemiptera; Pseudococcidae. The record is from RefSeq and is a predicted model, not a curated record.
AUGAUUUCAAAAUUCUCAAUCGUAUUUGCGCUGGUGAUUCUGUCGUUGGGGUCUAUCCAAGUUGACUGUAAUGGAGAUAAAGGAGGCGGUGGUGGCGAUGGUGGCGAUGGAGGAAAAUGCGGCAAUAAGUUAAAAGUGACCAUAUCGUUCGACAGUAUGGAUUGUAAUUCCAUCAACUACAUGAAAGAGCAGGUAAAACCAGCAGUAGACGAACUUUCCGGCUGUGUUGAGUGGGAUUUUAUUCCGUGUUCAACGUCAAAAAUCGUACAAGAUGUACUGCAAUGCAAAGAUGGAAUAGAUGAAUGUAACAUAGACGCUCUGCACGCUUGCGCUUCUCAUUUUUUUCAAGACAGCCAGUCGAAUGAGUUGGCUAAAUUUUUCACUUGCAUGAUGACUAACGGAGAUCAAAAAACUUCCGGUCAAAAGUGCGCACAACAAGCAGGACUUGACUGGAAUAAAAUCAAAGGAUGUAAACCAUGCAAUGAUGCGGGAAAAUAUUGCGAUAAUCGAUAUAAACUUUUGGAUAUGCUUCAUGAACCUAACAUCCCCGGAGUGAUGUUCAAUAGGAAAUUCGAUUGUAAAAAAGAACAAGACGCGAUGAAAGAUUUAAAAGGAACGAUAUGCGACGAACUGAAACAAACCGGUGGUCAAUGCCCUGCUUGUAACGGUUGUGGAGGAAAAGGCGGAGGAGGAGGAGGAGGAGGUCCUGGUGGCAGCGGCGGUGGUGGAAGUCCGGGAGGCCACGGUGGAAGUGGCUCAGGAGGCAGUGGUGGCGGUGGAGGAAAUUCCCCGAGUAAAGGAGAUGGAGGAGGAAAUUCUCCAAGUAAAGGUAGCGAAGGAGGAGGAGGAAAUCCUCCGAGCAAAAAUGACGGAGGAGGAGGAGGACAAAAUCCCAGUAUGGGAGUUAACCCAAACCCUCCAGAUAAUAGUUUACCAUCGGCGCCUCCAGGUACUCCGAAUUUCACGAAUUACGACAAUGGCAAUAAAUUCAGCUAUAAUGGUUUGAUAUUACCCAACAACGAUAACAAACUGAUGCGGAAAUAG